Molecule: messenger RNA, 884 nt
Organism: Paramuricea clavata
Lineage: Eukaryota; Metazoa; Cnidaria; Anthozoa; Malacalcyonacea; Plexauridae
Source: the annotation of a GenBank genome assembly
AUGCUUUCUCGGCACAAAGAUGAUGUCAAGAAAAGACCAAAAGCAGAGAAGGGUUUGAGUAAAAGUGGGUCAAGAACUGUGUUGAAAGAGACUGGUGUAUUUCUUCAAGUUGGUUCAGGUAUGUUGGAACAGAGACUUUUGGCAUCACCGAAUAGUCGUGUACACGAUUGAUCAUUAGUGGAAGUAAACACACGAAACGUUACUAUGUUUGUACACAUAUUCUUUUCCAGGGGUGUGUUCUAAAUGCAGAAAGAUUCUUGCAGACGCCCUCGAGGAAAGUAAAGUUAUUUUCCAAAUUAAAGAAUUGACCUUGGUAAGUAACUUUUCCUUUUAUUUGAGAGCUGUAAGAGACACAGUUUGAUGUGUGCCGAGCUACACGUACCGAAAAGUCAAUAGUAUCUACUGCCAGUUGUCAAAUUAAUUAACGUUUUAUAAUGCUUAAACUAACUGAAAUAUUGGUUGUGUCUUAGGACGAGGUUAAAGAUACAUCUGUUCCUCAAGCCCAAAGUACACCAGCUGCAUUUGAUAUUUCCCUUUCUUCUUUGGAAACAUUGCAAGGAACCCUUUAUUCUCCAUCAAAUACAGGGAUAGCCACGACAAUCACAUCCCAGGAUAGCAGAGCUUACAGUGAUGCAAAUCCAAUUGAUAAGCUGAACGAGUUCCUUCAGAGUAAAGAUGUUAGUCCAAUUAGAUAUCCUGUCAAGGUACCCUGGGAAGAAGCGAGUGAGAGAACGAGACGCUGCCACAUACGUAAGGCCAAGCAGACGGUGCAGGCUGUUCUUGAAGAAGUCGCACCAAUCCGUCCGAACAUUUGUGGCAGUCCGUUGUUGAAUCAAUGUCAUCAGAUAAGCAGGAAGACGAUAACAUUGAUCAGGUUCUCAUGA